ACUGUUUGGAUGAGAUGGGAACACGCCCUUGUUUCAUCAGUCAUAUUAUAUUAAGAACGUUUUUCAUUUACAUUUGGAAAUAUGUCAUUACAGUGCAUGGAUUUAAUAUAGACUUCAAAUCUCCUUUAUUCAAAACUGGGAGAGAGGAUUCGAACUUUGGAUUCUCAGUACUAGGAUAUUCUCACUUUUCGGGACAGAAAGGUGUUGUAAUUGGAUCACCAAAAGAGGGAAAUAAUGGUGGGCUAUUUUGGUGUCCACUUCUUAAAAGCACAUGCAGUCGAGUUGAUGUUAAUUUGGAACGAGAAACUCAUAUGCAACCUGGCUUAAAUGGGGCUCUCUUUGGAUAUUCAAUGGCUUCAGCCUUUGUAAAUAGCCGUGGACCUAUUGCGGUUUGCGCUCCACGUCUUUCAUGGUCAUCAGCUUCAUCACUUUAUCUACCUGGAGGAUGCUUUGAAUUUGAUGAACGCUUAGAAAAUCCUCAACUCAAUCCUGCACCAAGUGCAAUUUGUUUAAAUGUUGAAGGCUCUGAUAAAUCAAUUGAUUUAAGAUAUUGUACAUUUGGUGCAUCAGUUAGUCAACAUGUUAAUAGACCGAAACAACUAUUUAUAGGUGGACCACAUUAUUAUUUUGAAAAGGGUGUUGGCGCUUCUGUGAACAUGGAAACUUUUGAACGAGUUAUUACAUCAAUCGAUGGUGUUCCAUCGAAUACACUUCUCGGUUCUUCAGUGGAUACUUCUGAUCGAUUGUAUGCUCCACUCCCAGGAUUAAGUACAUAUGAAUUAUAUGUAGCUUAUGGUGGUCCAGGUGUUCCAAGUAACGGUGGUAAUAGUUUUUCAGAUCAAAUAAAAUUUGGUACUGGAAUUGUUUCAAUUUUUCAAAGUAAUAAAGAGAAUGGCAGAAAUUAUAUUAAGCCAUUAAUGAAAAUUGAAGGUCAAAGCUUUGGUAGUCGAUUUGGUCAUUCACUCAUAUUCAUAGAUAUUAAUGGUGACAAUUGGGAUGAUCUGAUUGUCGGUGCACCAUAUCAUUAUUCCAACGCCACUGAUGGUGGACAUCAUAGACACGGAGCUGUGUUCGUAUUUUUAAAUAGACAGCCAUAUUUCAAUUCACCGAUGGAUGAAAUUAAUGAGGUAGAAUUGUUUAGCUAUGAUUUUUCUGAGACAUAUCAACUCCUUUCACCUCCAUCUCAUCAUUGUGGAAACUCACCUAUUCCUGGAUUUGGAGCGACUAUUACAAAACUAGGCGAUAUCAAUCAUGAUGGCUAUCAAGAUUUUGCUGUUGGUGCACCCUAUGAAGAAUAUGGAGGUGCGGUAUACAUUUAUCAUGGUAGUAAAUCGGGUAAAAUUCAGAAACCAUCACAAAUAAUUUGUGCAAAUGAUAUGCAAAGUCCAAGACCAUUGGAAGGAUUUGGUUUUUCACUUGGAUUAAAUGGUGCUGAUCUAGAUGAUAAUGGUUAUCCAGAUAUGGCGAUUGGAGCCACUAUGUCAAGUUCAGUUGCUGUUUUGCGUACAAGACCUGUUGUCAGAUUUAAUGCAUACUUGACGUUGAUGGAUGGUAGUACUAUUCUGCCAACUUCAUUAAAUUCUCUAAUUGAUUGUACUAAUGAAGCUCAACUGAUUACUGGCUAUAAAACAUCAUCUGCUAAAUGUGUUGACAUGAAAUUGAUAUUGACGUAUACUAGUGUUGAUAAUAAACUAUGUGAUCAACGUAAAUAUUAUCCAGUUUCAAUUCUAUUGAAAUACGAUCCAACUACUGAAUGGCUUUCAGAAGGUUGGGAAUUCGUUAACACACAAAUUUCACAAGAUUCUAUUCAUUAUUCAAGUAAAUGUAUGAUAAGUCAAAAGUCAAAUACAAUAUCACAGAAUAUUAUGAAAGAAUUUUAUAAAAAUUAUACUUUAUCUCCAAUUGUUUUUAUGCGAGAGAAAAGUUUACGUGAUAUUGAACCGAUUGUUAAAGAUUACUUUAAACGUAAUGAAUCUGCUUAUUUGUCUGGAUUUGAUAGUCCUGGGGGUUAUUUACAAAUUGAUGGUAGUGCUUUCUGUCGAGAUCCUAUCAAAGGUAAAACUAAUCAACCCUUCAGUCAUGAUGAAUUGAAUUUAGCUACUACAUUUCGAAUUAUAUUUCGAGAUACAUACUUAGUUGAUCAAACUGAACCUUUAAAAAUUGGAUUGAAAUGGAUUGCUAGAACAACUGAACCACAUCCAUCAGCUGAUAAAAUUGAUGAAUAUCCUGUAGCCGAUCCACGUGAAAAUACUGAACUACUUCAGUUAUCAUUUGAUAAUCCUUGUGCAAUUCGUAAAUGUUGUCCAAAUAUAAGAGUUAGUUACAAUGUAAAAGUUACCAGGGAUAAAAAUGGACCCGUUGUCUAUGUUGGAGACGAUAAUAACCAAACAAUUGAAGUUGGUGUUCGUGUAACAAAUAUUGGCAAUGAUUUAGCUUAUGUCACUGGAUUAGUUAGUAAUUUUCAACCUAGUUUGCUGGAACUUGAUCCGAGGUUGAAAGAAGCUAGUUUAAUUCAACCGGAUACAGCAAUUUGUCAUCUUCAGCAUCCAUUAGCGUUUGGUGAAACUAGUGAGUGUGUUAUACGUUGGCUUGUUAUUGGACAUCAGUUAACUGUACAAAUGGCAAAAUUCUAUGUGAAUAGUACAGUAUUAAUAAGCUCUAAUAAUCCUGUACAAAUUGAAGGACAAUUGACCAAUGAACUACAAGUGAAUAUUAAAAUGACUGUGAAUGUUUCAAUAUUUGGAACAAUUGAACCUAGUACAGUUUAUUUCAGUGGGAAUGUUACAGAUGGUAUUAGUUCAAUGACAGCGGAAAAUCAAAUUGGAGAUGUUAGAAUUGUUGGAAAAUUCACUGUACGAAAUCUUCGUAAACAUAGUUUGAUACCAGCAUCUCGUUUAGUCAUCGACUGGCCUUUUGAAUUCGCUGGACUUAUCAAUGAACCACAUGGGAAGUAUUUACUUUACUUACUUGAAAAUCCUUAUGUUAUUCAACAUACACUUCCAAUACCUGGUGAAUCAGCUGAGAAUUCAGCUAGUGUUGUUUGUGAUUCCAGGGCAUUGGAGAAAGUUGUUAAUCCACACAAAUAUAGAAUAUUUUCUAGAUUAAGAAAGUCAAAUGACGGUGUACCUGUAAGAACUGCUCCCGUCGACUUACCCUUGGAACAUCCAUCUGAGUAUCCACCGCUGUCAUCUAAAAUGGUACUGGAAUCAGUUCCGGAUCGUUUAAGCGACUCAAAACAAUCAAUUAAUCGAAAAAUGACUACAAUCAGUUGUUACAAUGGUCGUGUACGAUGUGUUCCAAUUACUUGUGAUUUGGGCAAAUUAUCUUAUAAAGCUGGACCAAUUACACUUGAAUUUAUUGCUAGACUCUGGGAUAAUACAAUGCGUGAAGUUGAAGUACACAUUUUCAACAAUUUAGAACCGAAACCAAUACCACCCAAACAUAUGGCAUUGUAUAUUGGAUUGGCAGUAUUUGGUGGCUUAUUACUUUUAUCUAUUCUAGUUAUAAUACUUUACAAGGCUGGUUUCUUCAAACGGAAACGUUUUCUACGCAGACGAACAAAAACACCUACUACUACUACUACUACUAGUACUGAUCAACCUCAAAGACUUGGUCAAUAUGUUUCAGCAGAACCAAGUCAGAAACAACCAUUAAUUUCAUCAGUUCGACCGAAUUACCAUGACAGUAAGCAAAGUAGAUCAGGGAUAGGUUAUCAUCAAGUACCUAUGAAUUCACAAGAACCAGUUUAUCGUAGAACACCUUAUUCACCUUCAUCGGAUUUUCCAAUUUCACAUACACGAUGAUAUGCACAAUGAUUGUAGAGUUGUUUUGUUUGUUUUUUUCUCAAUUAUUUUCUAAUCCGUUGCCUUUCACAAAAAAAAUGCAAAAACUUCAUCACUGAUGAUGACAACAGUAACAACGAAAGUAAGAUUGAUUAUAUGUUCCUCUGAUGCUGCUGUUAUAUUGUAGUUGAGACUUUCUUUUUUUUUCUACAGAAUGCUUUUCUACUUGCUUUGUUCGUUUAUUCUUUUUCCUUGCGUACUUAACCUAUUUCAUUUUACUUACUCAACGAUUUUCUGAAUGUGUCAGACAGUCAGCUGAGUUAGUCAGUCAAUUAGCCAACGAAAUAACUAACCUCUUGUUCUCAGAGAUAAUAUCCUUUUUUUCUUUACUGCCUUUAUACAUACAACUUAUAUAUAUACAGAAAUAUAUUUGCUAACUAUGCAUAUAAAUUAAGCUGAUUUUGUUAACUCUUUCAGUUUUCUAAACAGUUGUAUCAUAUCAAUACCACUACUGCUACUAAUUAAUGAUAAUAGUAGUAAUUAACCUAUGCUGAAUUAUUAUAUCUUUCCAGUGUACAAAUAUGCAAACACAAUAUUUAUGAUCCAGUGUAACAUAAUAUUUUUAGCUUCAUUUUUUUUACAAAAAAAGGUUUAAUUUGCAAAGGAGAUAUACUUUUUCUGUGUGUAUUAAAAGAAUUAAAAAUAAGUACGAAUGGAAUAGGUGUACACAAGUUCAAAUGUAGUCAACUAUGAGAACUAUGCUAAAUAAUACUGGACAAAUCUUCCAGUUGAAGUAGAUAGAACUACUUUCUACUUCAUGAUUUGUUUUAUCUAGAUUAUUUCAAGUUGUUAUCGUAGACUGACAUCAGUUGGAGGAACGAAGGAAACCUGGGAGCACUGGACAGCUGUUUCAUCCUAGUAUGGGACUCCUCAGCAGUGCGCACCCACGACCCCACCAGCAGGGAUCGAACCCGCGACCAGCGCGUUACCAUUGAGCCACUGGGUCAGAAUCCAAUGCUUCAUAUUUCCAACUUCUGUUAGCUCACGAUAUAUAGCGCUAACCGCCACUCAAUGUCAACGCUGAGUAUCUGUGCUCAUGGCCAUCAGGCUUUGACUCCACCGGUCACGACUUCUCAUUGGAACUUCGGGAAUACUUCUCGAAGCUAGUCACCAAUGAGCACCAGUUCAAUUAAAUUUUGAGGGAGUUGUGGAGAUUUGGAAUUAUUUCAAGUUGUUAUUCAUCGUAGACUGACACCAGUUGGAGGAACAAAGGAAAACAAAACUUGAUACUAUUGUAUAACGAUCCAACUUACUAUACUUAAAUUUCUCACGAUAUAAGCCAUGAGAAAGUGUCGACCAUGUGCAUACCUCUCUCACUAUUUCACUCCCCUUUGAUCAACAUCACUUAGCAUUACUUUCAGCUGGAAUAAAUUCUAUUUUCUGGCAGUUCUUUGGAAACAUUUGUAAAAUGUUGGUAUUCAAAAACAUAUUCUUCCCGAUCACUGAAAUCAAAGCAUACACAAACAAAAACGAUUUGCUGCAUCAUUUGAGAACCAUUGAGGAAAGGCAUACUGGGAGGGAAUUCUUCUUUUUCCUCUUCUUUGUAGUCAUUGGCUUUCAGACUGCUAAGAAAUUUUGCGGUUAUACGAUAAGCUUACUUCAAUAAUGAGUGAUGAAGCAUAUGAGAUAACUGCUAACGCAUGACGUCUAUACUCAUUUUUUGCUCCUAAUGGACUAUAGUCUGUAAAUCAAACAGUAAAAUGUAUCAGAAAAUGUUGUAAUUUACUUGGUAGAGGCUAGCAGUGGAAUCCACGACGUGCGUUCUAUCCUGUUCGAGACUUAUCAGCUGGAUGUACCUGCACUUAAGUGAGUGAUGGUCAAUCAAUUAUAGGUACCAAUAACUAAUCCGAGAAAAACUUUGGAGUGUACGAUCUUCCCUAGUAUCUGAUAUUUUUAAGUGACUUUGUAUAUCUCUCCUUAUUUAGUUGUGACUUAUUGAUCUAUGCGAUAUACUUACAGCUGGUAGAUUAUGAGUCGAAAUCCAACCCAAUCUAUUGAGGUAUAGGCAGCUAGGUGGUUUCAGAAGCCUUAACACAACAAGUAUGCCUCAUUUCCUAGUACACAAACCCACAUGUAGUCGUUGAGUCACAGUACAUUUGUCUGUCACCAAGCCGAAUGUUCACUCAUAAGCACGGUUUUAUGACAUCCUGUUACAAAUUCGUAAAUUGAAAUAUUGAUUUUAUUCUAAGCUAUUCACAGUAAUAUACUGAAGAUAUUCUGAAAGUAUAAACACUUCAGAGAAGGAAAACAUCAACAAAGUCAUCUUCCUGACCUAAAAAGUAGUCUCCUUUAUUUCGAAGUCUUACAAGCAUCAAACGCUUCUUAUCGUUCGAAAAUUAUAGGACUUUAUAAAGAGGUAUGCCUUCAAGAAAGCGCAAGGACCCUUUCCCCUCGAAUCCCACAUAUAUACCUUCGAUCAACUAUCCAAUGAAGUGGAAGACAACUGAAAUAAAUUGAAGACGCAUGAUACAGCUGAUGACCACUGAUGCUCAUUAACGGAUUUAAAAAUACCAACAGACUAUUGAUAGUCAAGACAGAAAGCUGGGAGAAAUACUUGUUACAGGACACUAUAACACUGACAACUGUAAUAGAGAAAUAAAGUAAGCGAUAAAGGAGAAGAAAUACUUUUAUAAAAGGCACUUCACAAGAUCAAGAAGUGACCGUGUAGUUGAAUUGUCCCAAUAACCUCUGAGACCGAAGCACUUCUUCAGAAAGGACUCAAUUACAAUAGAGAAGCUUCGAGACUAGGAUUUGUCACUUUAUUUUAGCCAUCAAGGAAGACUUCAGGAAUAAACAAUGAAAGCCAAUAGGAAACAAGAUAAAUUAUCGUGCCGUUUACCAAAUGCAUGGGAAAAUGUACCGAACCAGUGAGGAACAUAAAGCUGUCAGGAGAUUCAAGCAUUAAAAACAAAUAUUUAAAGCUUCGGCUGGCAAAUAGCAUACGACACCACUCAUACAUAAAGACAAUCACCUCUUGAGGUGGUUUUGGAAGGCUUGCUCAUCGAUCAAAUCUAUAUCAACCAAUUCAGACGAACCUUAUCCAAAAGUUUGACGCUCACACUACCUAGACUUAAAGUUUUUCGAAGCAGAAAAUGCUAUAAAACCGGUGGUGAAUGAAAUAUGAUAAACCCAUUCUUCGACUGAAGAUACGUGAACUAAACAUCUCCUCACGACUGUUUCAUUUCCGCAGAAUUAAAUAUACAGUGUGUCAAAGGAAAUCGUUGGAAAGCUGAGGCAUCUGGGAGAAUCACGAGACUGCUUUGUCAACUCUUGGAUAAUCUUUGGAUAAGAUCAAGAAUAUUCACAUUGAAAACGAUGAGCAGAUGGUGAUUUUCGAUGUUACAGCUCUAUUCAUCUCGAGUGAACCGAAAUUGUCUAAGAAUAUAAUGACUUUCCUCAACAAUGAUACACGUCUCUUGGAUAACAUACAUCUAAAAUGCUUACGUUUAAUAAAACUGAGUUAUUUAUGUCUUACAACAUAUUUCCAAUUCAGCGGCAAACUCUACAAACACACAAAAGAAACACCAAAGGGAUUACCCAUAUCCCGGCUAACUGCAGGAAUAGUAAUGCAAAGAUUGAAAACUACCGUCUUACCACUGAUCAAACCAAAACUCUGAGUUCGAUGUUUUCAUCGUCAAUAAAAGAAAUGAGAUGAAAAAUGCCCACGAAUUAAUCAACGUUUUUGACGACGAAAUUCACAAUUUUGGAGGAAUCCAACAAUAAAUUCUCAUUUCCAGAUCUUUUCAUAACCAAAACUAAUUUGGGGAAAUUGGGAACCCAAGUAUAAAAGAAAACUUACUUACACCGAUCAAUCCUCAACUAGAGUAUCAACAAUCUAAUGACAAGAAAUUAAUUGUGUAACACAUCAAAGUUCAAAAGAAGACACUAUAUUACAUCACCUUAACGGCGAAAACUGCUUUUCAGAAGAACGGUUAUCCACACAAUCUCAUAAAAAUACCUAUCAAUUUCACAAUCAAUCAAAGUUAGCCCUGAAAAUCAACAGAUCGACUGUUUUAUCAUACAUGAAAAUUCCAACUAGAUUACUAAAACCUUUGGAAUUACUGUAGCCACAAAACCUACGAAAUCUCUCUAGUCCAUAUUAUGCAAAGAGAAAGACACAAUUGAAAAGAAAGAUGAGCCUAAUGUUAUCUACAAAAUAAACCGUAGUAACUGCAAAAACACACUACAUCGGAUAGAGUGGCAUAUUUCUCCUUGUUUGCCUGCAUGAACACCUAGCAGUGAAACGUUAUGAUAGAUCUUUGCUCAUACGAAUCACACCACGAUUAAACUAUCCGGCUCAUAGAAUAAAACCACCAAAAUUGUCCUCCUGGGUUACAAAUAUUCUUCAUCAUUUGUGAGUGCACAAUAGUUUCCUCUUGAAGUACCAAUUAGGUAAUCAGAACUAUGUAACAGCAAUUUCACACUAAGUUAGCUCAUAAUAAAACAAGACAAUGUAUAAUCUUAUGCCAUUUUCUAAUGAUCAUAAAUGAACAGAUAGGAGCAUUAUUCUGCAGAAAAACACCAGUUGUUACAAAGUACUUAUGCUGAUCCGCAGAUUUAUCUGGCCAGACCAGAUUGAUCUUAGUAUAUAUAUAC
This is a messenger RNA of Heterobilharzia americana, 8438 nucleotides long. The record is from the annotation of a GenBank genome assembly. NCBI's taxonomy places the organism in Eukaryota, Metazoa, Platyhelminthes, Trematoda, Strigeidida, Schistosomatidae.